AUGGACUACAUUCCCUGGAGGUUGGCGCCUAAGCCUCCGUCCCCCCCGCUGCGUCCGAGCAGGGGUGAAGACGAGUUCUUGGCACCCAACGGGCCGGCUCAGGUCAAUAUGUCACCGGACGAGGGCAGUCCUGACAGCAGCUCAGGAUCCUGCUGUGGGUUUUACUCCAUUGUGGAAGACCCGACGAGUCCGGAAGCAGAGCUGAAUGAGGUGUGGAUGCUUUCGCCUGAGCGGCAGGUUCAUCUCACGACGUUGAAGGAAGGCAAGGCCUUUAAAGUGCAGACUUACACCGGCAGCAACAAAACAGAGAGUCUGUUUACAGACUCGGAGGAGUCACCGUACCGAAUCCAGCCAGAGAACCGCUGUCAAGUGUUUGGCGAAAAAGAAGAGAGACAACUGAGGAAGGAAAUUAUCCAAAAACAGGCCCCAAAGAAGAAUCCAACUUUCAAGCUCAGUGAGCAGCUGAAUGUGCUCAACGAGCGGGAUUGGAGUCUAUCAACAAAUAUGCAGGCAAAAGGUUUGACUUUGAGCCACAGCCCUGUAAGAUUAGAAGCCCCUCGCUCCGCAAAUAUCGACAGGGCGCAGAUCGACUUCAGUGCCGCUCGGCACCAGUUCCUUAAGCUGGAGCAGGGCGAACGCACCGUCCUUAGCCACUCCCAGUCUGGCAAAACUCAAACCUCAACUGGGAAUGAGCAGAGGUCAGGUCCUAUUGGCACAGUGGACGACCUCAAUUUUUGGGCUUCUGAGGACGUGGGGGCAGAGGGGUGCCGUGGCUUCGUCAGCGGUAAAGACGUGUUUGAUGACAGCAUUCCUCCGCAAGCAGUGAGGAAAGGCAAGUCUGAUGUUGACGACGAGACCCCGAUUGAGAAGGAGAUCCGCUCGGUUCGAGAACAUGAGGAAAACCUCCAGCGCUCAAGAGGCCUGAAGCACCAUGAAGGUCUCUCACACAUGGUGGGGAUUCAAAGCAAGCGUCCUCAGUCACAACCAAUUCCUAACAACCAGUUGCACUUUUUUAUUGAGCAGGGAAACCAUGAGGGGGAAGUAAAUCGGCAGGCUCCAGAACCACCGAGAGCGCUUUUACACCCAAAGGAACAGUUCCAGGAGGACCGGCAGGACAAGGAGGUCAUUUUGUUUCCUUGCUGUCCUCAUGGACACGCCAAAGAAACCUCCUCCUCCUCCCAUGUCGGCUCGUGGACCAGAACUCUUUCUUGGCGGGAGUCUACCGACCUGAAGACUAGGAAAAACAAUGUUCCAAAUUUCAUUGAGAAGGAGAUAGAAGAGGCUCUACGACGAGAGCAGGAGCUUCAGCAGUCCAGACAGUCGAGAGAGUCCUUGGAGUCCAGGGAUUCUGUACUGUCCAGAGUAUGCAGAGAGCCCAGAAGGGAGUUCAGGGAGUCCAACCUUCACUUUGCAGUUCCUUUGUUGGCGCAGGCAUCAAAGAUGACCACCAAGCAGCUUUUACCCACAGAAAACUCAGCUUCACCCUUGCCAAAAGGCCCGAUGGGGGCACUGCUGAGGGACUUUGAGGAGCGACGGGAGAGACUUAGGAUCGACGACGGAUCCUACGCUGGAAUCGAGCCCAUCGAUCACAUCAACAACCAGGUGGUGGAAUCAACUCGAGUCAUUCGACACAAAAGCCAACGGGCUUUGCGCUGGGAAGCGGGGCUCUUUGCCAACUAGCGGAAGCACAUUCAGAACCCCUCAGCGGGGGCUCCCGGAUCCAGAUCUAGCCGUGCGUCGCUCUCAAAUGUGGCCUCAUCAAGUUUGUAAGGUGCGGAGGAAGGCAUGGCCAUGAUAAUAAUGAUGAAGACGAGGAUGCUGAUCCAUUCGUUAUAUUCCAAAGAGCACAUAUACUGUUUUCCAUGGCAGCGUGCUGAAGGUUGCAUGUGCAUGCGCUCCCGCAUUUGGGCACACGCGUGUAUGCGUUUCAUCUCCACCAAGACCGUUUCCAUGGAUACAGCAUGGCAAGUCUCAAGGUCCAGGAUGCAAGGCAGCGCCCCUGCAGUGCUUUUGGACUUGAACGUUGAAUUUCUUUUCCGGUAUAAAAGCAGUCUAUUUGACCGCUUAUAUGGUGCAUAGACGUCUAGACCAGUGGUGUCCAAACUACGGCCCGCGGGCCAACUGCGGCCCGCGGUCCAGUUUUUAUUGGCCCGCAGCAAAUUCUGAAAACAUAAUUGAAUAUGGCCCGCACAAGAAGCUUGAGCUCACUUCUCAGUUUCAACACUAGAUGGACCCCGCCACACAAAUGAAAUCAAGCGAAGAAAAGCCUUUACCGCGAGUCCCCAGAAAUGGCUGCACCCUCCCGGAAGAGAAGCGAACUCGUAGCGUUUGACGUCCCAUUAGCAACCCCCCCCCCCCCCCGGACACCCAGGCCCCUUCACGUUACUAAAUAUGGCCCUCCUUGCAAAAGGUUUGGCCACCCCUGGUCUAGACUAAAGCCUGGCUAAAACAUGCCUACCAUGAAAGUUUCAUAUAGACGUCUAUCGUGUAGACCGCUAUUAGACAUCUACGCGUUUAUAGCAUAGCAUAUGCAUGUGAUCCUUACCUUUGUGUAGUUCCAGUAUGUUGUGAAAAUGCAUGUGAUUAGUGAUAUUCCAGGGUGUGAAAAUUUACAUAGUUUUUAAAAAAGUCAUACCGUUUUUCCAUGUAUAAUGCGCAAAAUUUAACUACCGUUUUUUUCCGUGUGUAAUGCGCCCCCAUGUAUAAUACGCACGCUAAAAUUUGGCAUGUUGAUGCUGGAAAAGAGCCUGUACCCAUGUAUAAUACGCACCCAAUUAUUUAUUUAUUUAUUUUUUUUUUUUUAAAUAAAUUCUUUAUAAAUUCAAGUCCCAAUGAUCGUCACACACGCAGGGAGGCAAUGGGUCCCAUUUUUAUAGUCUUUGGUAUGGUCUUAACUAGGCUGGAUGUAAUUUUUUUUGUUGGCGUUGAUUUCUCCGACUACCCGUAAAGGCACCACCGCGCUCAGUGCGCACAUUUGAAAAAGGCGUGCGGACGUGAAAAAGGCGGCUCUGUAUGGGAGAGACGUUGAAGAGGAAUAAAAACACCCUUGGAAACCAAAACUUGCCCCUCGUCGUGACUCGGAGCCACAACAAAUGUUUUGGAUUUGUGUAGGGUACAUUGUGACAGCAAACGAGCAGGUGAUCGAGCAAGCGUCUGAUACGAGAGCAUUGCGGUCGUAUGGAGCGUGUUUGAAGUGAACAGCAGAGACGAAAGGAACAAGGCAAAGUGUUGUGAAAUAAAAUAUUACCUGUAAUACGCAUUUUGUUAUUUGCUGAUUGAAACUGCUAAUUAAACUGUGAAUUGAAACUAAUAGGAAGAAAACAACUCUCGCUCUUUAUAUAGCUGAUGUGUCUUGCGCAUCCGUUCUGCGCAUCGGAUCCAUAGUGCGCAUGCGCAGUCAUACUGCCUCCGUAUGACGUCUGGUUCGCGAUGGAGAUUAAAAAACAAACAAUAUUUGACAAUAACACACCAUCAAGGAUUGCACCAUUGCAUCAAACGAUGUGUCGUCAAUUAUGAAUUUUACUGACUAAGUGUGUUGGGCAGGAUGGCUGAAUGCGAUGCGCGAUUGACAACAAACAAGAAGAAAGGUGAUUUCAAGUUUUAUUUCGAGGGAGAUUUGUCAU
This is a messenger RNA of Syngnathus typhle (broad-nosed pipefish), 3623 nucleotides long. It is a transcript of the gene misp, whose product is annotated as mitotic spindle positioning. The transcript is spliced from 4 exons. The record is from RefSeq and is a predicted model, not a curated record. NCBI's taxonomy places the organism in Eukaryota, Metazoa, Chordata, Actinopteri, Syngnathiformes, Syngnathidae. The coding region runs from base 1 to 1680 and encodes 559 amino acids.